This is a messenger RNA of Canis lupus familiaris (dog), 1917 nucleotides long. Its product is annotated as basic proline-rich protein-like. The record is from RefSeq and is a predicted model, not a curated record. The transcript is spliced from 6 exons. Bases 1 to 1917 code for a protein of 638 amino acids. Lineage: Eukaryota; Metazoa; Chordata; Mammalia; Carnivora; Canidae.
AUGAUAGUCAUUCCAGGCAUGAUUCCCAAGAGAGUCUUAAAACUAUGUGACCACUCCCGAGGAGAAAAUAGAGCCGUUUUAGGAAGAGCAACAGAUUUCCUCCACACUGUGGACCGGGAUCUAAAACUCUCCACCACCAAGCGCCUCCCUCAACCCUUGUGUCCCUUACCGGAGGCCAAUGCAAAUGCAGCCUCGGGGAAGCAGCGUGAGCAGCAGCCAGACGCGCACAGCCUGCGGUCGCGGGGGCACGAGGCCGCGGCGGCCACCGGGCGCCGAGCAGCCCCGCUGGAAGUUAGCUGGCUGCCCCCGCCGCCCCCGCCGCCCCCGCCGCCGCCCCGGCUGUGCGCUCCCUCCCAGCCGAGCGGCUCCCCGCGCACCAGCCCGCGGGGGAAGCGGCCGCAACGCCGCCGCGCGGCCUGGAGCCCCCGCCGCCCCGCCGCCCCGGCCGUGGGAGAGCAGCGCCCCCCCUGCGCCCCGAGGCCCCGGCCGGGGAGAGCAGCCCCCCCCCCGAGCACCCCGAGGUCCCGGCCGGGGAGAACAGCCCCACCCCGAGCACCCCGAGGUCCCGGCCGGGGAGAGCAGCGCCCCCCCGCGUGUCGACCCCCCCGCGUGCGCCCCGAGGCCCCGGCGCCCGGGCCGUGGGAGAGCAGCGCCCCCCCCCCCCCGCGUGCACCCGGAGGCCCCGGCGCCCGGGCCGUGGGAGAGCAACGCCCCCCCGCGUGCGCCCCCCGAGUGCACCCCGAGGCCCCGGCGCCCCGCAGUGGGAGAGCAGCGCCCCCCCGUGCCCCCCCGCGUGCGCCCCGAGGCCCCGGCGCCCGGGCCGUGGGAGAGCAGCGCCCCCCCCCCCCCCGCGUGCACCCGGAGGCCCCGGCGCCCGGGCCGUGGGAGAGCAACGCCCCCCCGCGUGCGCCCCCCGAGUGCACCCCGAGGCCCCGGCGCCCCGCAGUGGGAGAGCAGCGCCCCCCCGUGCCCCCCCGCGUGCGCCCCGAGGUCCCGGCGCCCGGCCGUGGGAGAGCAGCGCCCCCCCGAGUGCACCCCGAGGCCCCGGCGCCCGGCCGUGGGAGAGCAGCGCCCCCCCGAGUGCACCCCGAGGCCCCGGCGCCCGGCCGUGGGAGAGCAGCGCCCCCCCGUGCCCCCCCGCGUGCGCCCCGAGGCCCCGGCGCCCGGCCGUGGGAGAGCAGCGCCCCCCCCGAGUGCACCCCGAGGCCCCGGCGCCGGGCAGUGAGAGCAGCGCCCCCCGUCGGCGCCCCCCUCGGGCCCCGCGCUCCCCUGCGCGCUGAGUCGGCCCCGGGCGCCGUGUCCUGCGCUCCGCCGUCCCUCCGCGCGUGGGCACCGGGCCGGGCCCCGGGGGCAGAGCAGCCGCAGCGCCGCAGGCCCCGGCGAGGGGAAGGGGACGAGCCCAGGCCGGGCGCCCGGGGACAGGGGCGGCCCCUCGGGGCGCGCAGGGUCCGCUCCCUCGCCGGCCUCCCGCACCCCGCGGCGGCGUUUCCGGGCCUGGGGGCGCCCCCGACCCCCCGCUGGGAACGCGGGAGAGCGGGCGCAGGGGACGCGAGGCGGGGGGCGGGGGCGCACCUGUCGGGCCCCGGCGCCGCGGCACCGCCCCGGGCUCGCUCGCGUCCACGCUCCACAGGCGGCCCCGGCCGCGACGUGCCCAGGGCAGCGGGCUCCCCGCUCGGCUCGCGCGCCCCGAGAGCCGGCGCCCCGGCCCCUCUGCGGCUCCCUCCCCGAGGCCCCCGAGGCCCCGGAGCCCCCUCCCCGGCCCUGCACCGAAGGACGGAGAAACAAAGUGGAGACCAGAACGCACCAUGUGACCUCGAGGAGGAAUCAAGAACAGGAAACACUGGAAAACCAGGCAAUGCGGUAUGUGGGAAAAGCAACCAAUCUCAGGUACUAGCGAUGGUGAAACACGUGUUCUGA